AUGCAGGAUAACGCCAGUGUUGAACUGCCUGAGGCAUGUCAAGCAUUGCUAGAAAAGGUCCUGAGAACUGCCGGUCUCGAAAUUAACGGCAAAGAAAGAGACGAGACAGCACGGGAGGAACCGAAUACCGCAAAGAAGAGAGUCCUUCUAGACCUUGGGUUCGGAUGUGGAGAGCAAACCAUCUAUCUCACAAUGAAUUCUGCGAGACCAUCGCGAAUAUUUGACGAGUAUAUCGGUAUUACGCUUGAUAAAGUACAGCAUGGAUUCGCUCAGAAGAGGCUACAACAGAAGAUACUGCAUGGAAACCAGCAAGAAAUCAGCACCAGACCUUCGAAGAUCUCCCUCUUUUGUGCCGAUGCUGCUCGGCCAUCAACUUGGCCUGACGAAGUAACGAAGACUCUCCACGAUGCUUUCUCAAUUAACGAUAGCAACAGUAAUAUGGAACGCUAUGUCAUGGGUCUAGACACCCUGUAUCAUUUCUAUCCUUCGCGGCGGGAAAUAUUCAAAUAUUCACACUCCAUACUCCGUGCUAACCUACUAGCGUUCGACCUCUUUCUUGCUCCAUCGAAUCCUUCGAGCCUGAAGCGGAUCUUCAACGCGUUAUUCCUUCGUCUCCUGACGCCUACACUUGGCGCCCCGUUUGGUAAUUUUGUCUCUCCAGAGACAUAUACAACUAUGCUAGAAGAAGCAGGAUAUAAAACGGAAAACAUUGUGAUCGAGGAUAUUACCGACCAUGUAUUUGUGGGCCUAGCUGGAUUCCUCGAUAAGAGAUGCCGGGACAUGGCUAUUAUGGGGCUUGGUGGAUAUACCAAAUGGCAAGUUGCUGGAUGGCUGUUCAGGUGGUUAAGCAGUGGGGGCGUACUUAGAGCGGGUGUUGUCAUUGCAAAGGUGGACUAA
Molecule: messenger RNA, 897 nt
Organism: Trichophyton rubrum CBS 118892
Lineage: Eukaryota; Fungi; Ascomycota; Eurotiomycetes; Onygenales; Arthrodermataceae
Exons: 1
Coding region: 1-897 (298 amino acids)
Source: RefSeq, a predicted model, not a curated record